AUGGUUGCUCCUGGUACUGAAGACAUGAAGUAUGCAGACUACAGAAGCUUGCUGUGCAAAAGCCAGGAGUUCCGGAUCUUUGUGCGCGAUGUCCUGAAAACAGAGGAUAUCGGAACGUACAGCGAGGAGUAUUUCAAUUUCACCAAGAUGGUCAGGCCGGGACAGUACAUGGACAUUGAACAGUUCUUGGUCAGCGGCAUCAUGUCAAAAUGGGGUGAGACUGACUCCGGCGCCGAUCACAUCCCAUGCAUCGGUGACAAAGACAUCCAAACGGCAGUGGCUUUGACGAUCGAGGACUUCCCCACGAAGUAUCUGCGUGCCUGGGUGCUGCAAGCCGGCGACCCAUACAGGUGGUCCGAGGUCACCGAGCGCAUGGGUUCUGUAUCGGCGGCCCUGAUCUUUUCUGCUUUGCUCUGGAGCAUCAUCCUGAAUCUGAGCCUCGCCUUGGCUCCAGUGCGGGAGGACUCCUCGGGUGCGGCACUUGUUGCCUGGCUGAUGAUAGGGGGGCCUAUGAUGCUGAUCAACUACAUAUUCAUGGUGGUGGGCCUCAUCCUGUUCUUUGUCACCCACGGCCGCCAGCUGAUGGCCAUGAGCCCUUUUGCCGGUGCCACCGAGAGCAACACGGUAACGAUGUCCCUUUUUGGCCUCAUGCUGCCAGUCUUUGUUUUGGGCUUGCUCCUGGGCACUAUCUCCAAAGUCUGGGCCGAUUACACUGCACGGAAAGUUCCCAAGAUGGAGGCGGCCGAAUCGGAGAGGGUUGGAGACGAUGCCCCAGCUGCUGGGAAAGAGGGCGAGGCUGUGACGGCCGUGGCUGCCUGA
Messenger RNA from Symbiodinium pilosum, 819 nucleotides. The record is from the annotation of a GenBank genome assembly. NCBI's taxonomy places the organism in Eukaryota, Dinophyceae, Suessiales, Symbiodiniaceae.